This is a messenger RNA of Vicugna pacos (alpaca), 3496 nucleotides long. It is a transcript of the gene ARL4C, whose product is annotated as ARF like GTPase 4C. Gene Ontology annotation, molecular function: GTPase activity; GTP binding. The record is from RefSeq and is a predicted model, not a curated record. NCBI's taxonomy places the organism in Eukaryota, Metazoa, Chordata, Mammalia, Artiodactyla, Camelidae.
GGAGCCAUGGGCAACAUCUCCUCCAACAUCUCGGCCUUCCAGUCCCUGCACAUCGUCAUGCUGGGCUUGGACUCGGCCGGCAAGACCACGGUGCUCUACCGGCUCAAGUUCAACGAAUUCGUGAACACGGUGCCCACCAUCGGCUUCAACACGGAGAAGAUCAAGCUGAGCAACGGCACAGCCAAGGGCAUCAGCUGCCACUUCUGGGACGUGGGCGGCCAGGAGAAGCUGCGGCCGCUGUGGAAGUCCUACAGCCGCUGCACGGACGGCAUCAUCUACGUGGUGGACUCGGUGGACGUGGACCGGCUGGAGGAGGCCAAGACGGAGCUGCACAAGGUGACUAAAUUCGCCGAGAACCAGGGCACGCCGCUGCUGGUCAUCGCCAACAAGCAGGAUCUGCCCAAGUCUCUGCCAGUGGCCGAGAUCGAGAAGCAGCUGGCGCUGCACGAGCUCAUCCCAGCCACCACCUACCACGUCCAGCCGGCGUGCGCCAUCAUCGGCGAAGGCCUCACCGAGGGCAUGGACAAGCUCUAUGAAAUGAUCCUGAAACGCAGGAAGUCCCUCAAGCAGAAGAAGAAGCGGUAAUGCGCUGGGCAGCGUUCUGGAGCGAGGGGGGAGCGAGCGAGCGAGUCGGGAAUGAAUGAAUGAAAGGCUGGAUGGAUGAGCGAGAACCCGCGCCCGCGAACAAAGACAGCGAACCAAAGCGAUGCUUCGAAUUUUUAAAGCGGAAUCUGCAGCCAAAUGCAGGACUAGUGACUCAGCCUGGGUAUGUAGGCAGACUUGCCACCCCGCGCUCAACCUGCCCCCACCCCAAGCUCAGGGGACCUUUUGUCUGAACGCGCCAGAGCUACUAAUGGGAUGGGGGGCCCGCUGGGGAGUGGACGUGCAGGUCCUGCCGUUGGCCAUCCCCGCCCAGGUGGAAGGCUCAGAUGUCAGAGACAAAAGCGAUUUCUUCCUUCUCCAGCAGGGCCAGAAGUUCAGGCUACCCCGCCCUCACUGGGGAUCGCACCUGUGAGUUACCUGAGGUAUGCAGUUCCCAGAUCCCCAGGAGUCCCCAUCUGGGGGCAUGAUGACAAUGGGAGGUGCUGGGGGGACAGCCUCCCCUUGCAUUCAUGGGCUGUGAAAGCUGGAUAAUUUUAUGUCACAGGGCAGGCCCCUGUGAAAAUUCAUUUGUCCUGCUCUGGGCCCAAAUGAGCUGGUGGUUUGGGCCAUAAGAGGGCUGCCUGGAACAAUACAGCUGGCAGGCAGCCUGAAGGCACGGGGCACUGCGCUGGCCUCAGCGGCGGGGGAAUGGCCUCGAAGAUGCCCCUUUCAUGGUGCUUUGUGGUAGCAACGGAAGACCAGUUUUGUGGAGAACUGCUUUUCAGCCUGGAAUCAGACAUCUUCCAGAUGGUUUGGACCCUGUCCAUGUGUAGGUCAUUAUCACACAAAGAGACCAAUAAAAAUUAAAAAAAAAACUGUUGGAGGUGGUGGCCAAUGAUGCAUUUACUGUUUGCAGGAUAGGUAAAGGUGUUUAAAGGGUAAGGCUCUUGACGUCAUUGCUGGAUGGGGUGUGAGUGUGUAGAUGUGGGGACCUCCCUCUGCUGCCUAAUCGGCAUACAUUCCUAGACCCAUAUGUGUGGAAUCUUGAAUUCUCUUAGCCAGCCUUACUGAUUGGUCUGUGGCAGCACACCAGCGGCAGAUGUGUGCUGAAUUACAAGCUGGUUUUUGCACGGGAUGUCUCUUGCAGGACCGCUUGAUGAUGGGUUUUGCUUUUCAGACAUGUUUUCUUUCUUUCUUUUUUUAAUCUGCUACGAAUGAAUACUCACCUUAGAAAUACCUGAUUUAGGAAAAAAGACUUGGCUCUGCCCUUUUAGAUCCCUUUACACUGCAAGUGGCGACAUGUCAAAUUCUAAUUUGGUUCAUGGUGGCCUAUCUGCUUUAAGUAUUCUCAUGACAGACGUCUCAUUGGAGUAUUUGAUGUCACGCACCAAAAAAAUAAAAGCCCACCGUGUUGCAAAAGCCGACCUCAUUGCAUGGAUUUAAAGGCGAGGGAAAAGCACAAGGAGGUCCUUCCUGAUUCAUUCUUACGGGAACUGGCCAGAGAGCAAAUGCGGACACAGUGAGUGCCUGAGAUAAAGAGCGUGUGACGUAAUGGUCACCUGUUCUCAGGCUCCUCACAGUUUACUUGAAAGAGGCUUUGGAAAUAAGAUAAAGCAAAAGAAGAAGAAAUACAUAUUUUUAAUAAUGUAAUUUAAAAAAUCCUUUAUAAUCAGGACUGAGUCUUGGUUUGCAGAAGCUGUCAUUUACCCCGAAACACAGUAUCAAAAGGGAAGUUUAAACUUACUGUUUGAUUUUUGUUUCUUCUUUGAAGCCAUGUUUACAGAUAGAAUAAGUUUCCUCUCCCCUUCCCACCACUGUUUUAAAUUUCUUUGUGAAGGAGGCCUUUAGAAAAUGGACAUGAUCAUACGUGAGUAUGUGGGUUAGUCAAAUUAUAAAUCCAUGCCUAUGGUCCGUUGCACUCAGAAAGUUAAGAACCAGAGGUAGGUGUCCUGGCUUCCUGCUUGAAACCCAAUUCUAUGAAAUAUUUGAAAAGGAGAAACCUAGCAGCCCAGCUUCCUUCUCUCUUUUGUUGAUGUGUUUGGUACCCCUCUGAUGCUGGUCUUUUUGUAGAAACUCAGUAGAGAAACUAGCUAAGCAGCGUUGACAAGCCUGCAAGAUUUCAGUUUACGUACCGACAGCAUAGUCACUGGUUUCUGAAUGGGCUGGCCCCAUCAUCUGAAGAUUCUGUAUAGAAUUAUUAAAAAAAAAUCCAUCUUUCUUUAUUUUCUUCACAUGCAACAAUUUCUUAAGCACUUUGACAUUUUGGUAGUUCCACACUCUUGAGAGAUAAUAUAUUUAUUUUGUGACAUUGCAGAUGCCAAAUACUGUAACCUUCUCGUGUUACCCAGACUUAGGUUCAAGAUCACUGUUCACAUCCCGUCUUGCUUUACAGGUGAUGCGAAAUGAGUUUGUUUUUUGCAUUCUCAAUACUUAAGGGUGCAGUCAACUGUCAGUAAUUGUGCAGUAAAGCCCUGUGGUGUAUCAACCAAUAGUUAAAGAGUCUCGGUUGAUUCCUGUAGUGUUUGACUAAUAAUAGCCCAUGUUGUCUCGGACCACGCCGCCGAGGAAGCACAGACCGAACCACCUUGGAGUGGUCACCCGGGGAGGGGUCCGACCUCACUGUCAGUGAUUUAUUAUGCCUCCUGUACUUGGGAGAAUGAAUGGGUUCCCCGCAGGGGAAGCUGGCCUCCCCCACGAGCUUUUGAAAUGCUCCCGAAUAGACACAGGGAGGCCAGUUUUGUUUCAGAACAGUUCUCUUCGCAGAUUCUCUGUCUUGGUAUUGGGACUAUGUCUUCUGGUUUGUUUGCGUUUCUACUGCUGUAAUUCUGUCCUGAUCAUCCUCCUCUUCUGUUCCCGUUCCCUUUUAUAUGCAUAUACGAUGCUGUGAACAGAAAUAAAUUAUUUAUACAAUCAA